CAUCUCGAGUUCAUUGAGGUUCGUCAAUGGCGCCUGCUAUUGCUUCUGCUGGCUCGAUAUUUGCAUCAGAAUACGUGGCUAAUUUUUCACGCUCUUUGGAACUUAUCUCGUGUACUGGUGCGCUGCCAUUUUUCACGGCCAAGUGCCUGUGCCAGAACGGGAAGAGACGAUUAUCUCUAACCACUAAUGUUUAUACAGAAGGUAUUUCAGAAUCGCGAGCUGCGCAAGCAACGAAGUGGAAAGAAAAGCUCGAACCCGAGCCGGACGCCUUAUCUAUUCUGAAUGAGAGGAUUCGUCGUGAUAUCGGAAACAGAGAUUCUUCGAGAACUGUCAUGGAUUCGCAGGAAGCGGAGAAAUAUAUUCAAUUAGUGAAGGAGCAACAGCAGAGGGGACUGAAGAAAUUGAAGGGGGAUGGAGAAGGGAACCCAGAGGGGUUUAGUUACAAGGUCGAUCCUUACACACUUCGUCCGGGAGAUUAUGUUGUUCACAAGAAAGUGGGAGUUGGACGAUUUGUUGGUAUUAAGUAUGAUGUUUCCAAGGAUUCCACGGAGCCCAUUGAGUAUGUCUUUAUAGACUAUGCGGAUGGAAUGGCGAAGCUUCCUGUUAAGCAAGCAUCACGUCUCCUAUAUCGAUAUAAUCUUCCAAAUGAAACAAAAAAGCCAAGGACAUUGAGCAAAUUAAGUGAUACCAGCGCCUGGGAGAGGAGAAGGAUAAAAGGGAAGAUUGCCAUCCAGAAAAUGGUUGUUGACUUGAUGGAGCUAUAUUUACAUAGACUGAAACAAAAGAGGACGCCAUACCCAAAGAGUACUGGCAUGGCUGAUUUUGUUGCUCAAUUUCCUUAUGAGCCCACUCCUGAUCAGAAACAGGCUUUCAUUGAUGUUGAAAAGGAUUUGACUGAGAGGGGAACUCCAAUGGACAGACUGAUAUGUGGAGAUGUUGGCUUUGGUAAAACAGAAGUUGCCCUACGUGCCAUUUUUUGUGUUGUCUCAACAGGGAAGCAAGCUAUGGUUCUAGCUCCAACUAUUGUUUUAGCGAAACAACAUUUUGAUGUCAUUUCUGAGCGCUUUUUCAGGUGUCCUUACAUCAAGGUUGGACUCUUGAGCAGGUUUCAGACCAAGGCAUUGAAAGAAGAAUAUCUUUCAAUGAUUAAACAUGGGCAUUUGGACAUCAUUGUUGGAACUCACGCGCUUCUUGGAAAUCGAGUUGUUUAUAAUAAUCUUGGGCUUCUUGUUGUUGACGAGGAACAGAGGUUUGGUGUCAAACAGAAGGAGAAGAUUGCUUCAUUUAAAACUUCAGUUGAUGUUCUCACUCUUUCUGCAACCCCUAUACCUCGAACCCUUUACUUAGCGUUGACUGGGUUUCGUGAUGCUAGUUUAAUAUCAACACCACCUCCAGAAAGAGUUCCUAUAAAAACUCAUCUUUCUGCAUACUGUGAAGAAAAAGUCUUAUCAGCAAUCAAGUUUGAGCUGGAUCGUGGUGGCCAAGUUUUCUACGUUUUGCCUCGUAUUAAAGGACUCGAAGAAGUGUUGCAGUUUCUUGAGCAGUCAUUCCAAAAUGUUGAAAUAGCCAUUGCACAUGGAAAGCAAUACUCGAAGCAGCUUGAAGAAACUAUGGAAAAGUUUGCCCAAGGAGAAAUCAAGAUCCUCAUAUGCACAAAUAUCGUUGAAAGUGGGCUUGACAUUCAGAAUGCAAACACUAUAAUAAUUCAAGAUGUUCAGCAAUUUGGCUUAGCACAACUGUAUCAGUUGCGUGGACGGGUGGGACGUGCAGAUAAGGAAGCUUAUGCACACUUAUUUUACCCCGAUAAGUCACUUCUGUCUGAUCAAGCAUUGGAACGACUUGCUGCUCUUGAGGACUGCCGUGAUCUGGGCCAAGGUUUCCAACUUGCAGAGAGAGACAUGGGUAUAAGAGGAUUUGGAAAUAUCUUUGGCGAGCAACAGACAGGAGAUGUUGGAAAUGUGGGCAUUGAUCUGUUCUUUGAGAUGCUUUUUGAAAGCCUAUCAAAGGUUGAAGAACAUCGUCUGGUUUCAGUUCCUUACCAAAGUGUACAGCUUGAUGUAAAGAUAAGUCCUCACCUUCCUUCAGAAUACAUAAACUAUCUAGAAAACCCCAUGGAAAUAAUAAGCAAGGCGGAGAGAGCUGCUGAGAAAGACAUCUGGAGUUUGAUGCAGUUCACUGAGAAUCUUCGUCGCCAAUAUGGAAAAGAACCACCCUCCAUGGAAAUUUUACUGAAGAAGCUUUAUGUGAGGAGGAUGGCUGCAGAUCUUGGGAUCACUAGAAUAUAUGCCUUAGGCAAGAUGGUGGGUAUGGAAACAAACAUGAGUAGGAAGGUUUUCAAGUUGAUGACAGAGUCAAUGACAUCUGAUGUUCACCGGAACUCUCUGGGUUUGAAGGAAAAUCAAAUUACGGCAGAACUGCUACUGGAGCUACCAAUAGAGCAACUUCUCAAUUGGAUUUUUCAGUGCUUGGCUGAACUUCAUGCCUCUCUACCAACCCUCGUGAAAUACUGAAUCUCUUCAUGGGAGAGCUGGUCCUUUAUGAUGCCCUCUCUCUCUAUUCUUUUAUUCGGCCCUAGAAAGUGUCAAUAUUUUGUAUACCAGCACAGGGACAGGUAGCAGAAAUUUACAAACCAGGAGCAUCAGUUUGUCAAGUAUCAAAGUUCCUGAGAUGUUACUCUGCAGAUUCCAGAUAUGAUUUGUGCUUGUUCAGACUGUGUAAAGAUGUAUGACACGUCUAAUUCUAAUAGACAUCUGAAAACCUAUUGCUUCAGAGAGCGUGGAGACUAUUCAGCAGCAAAUUGUCUCUCAAUUGGUACAUAUUAUGUAAGGAGAAUCCAACUCUGGCUCCUCUUCGGUAACUUGAGAUCUCCAGUGAAGUGCAGAGAGCAUGAAACGUCAGCAAAUAUAGGGGUUGUCUCUGCUGAGAUUUCAUGCUGUUCACUGAACUAGAACAUUCCAGUUAGUUAAUGGAUUGGAGCUGGGCCCUCUAGAUGAUAUGUUCAAUUGUUUUCUUACUUUACAGGUGUGGUAAU
This is a messenger RNA of Telopea speciosissima, 3031 nucleotides long. RefSeq names its product ATP-dependent DNA helicase At3g02060, chloroplastic. Lineage: Eukaryota; Viridiplantae; Streptophyta; Magnoliopsida; Proteales; Proteaceae. Bases 27 to 2510 code for a protein of 827 amino acids. The record is from RefSeq and is a predicted model, not a curated record. The transcript has 13 exons. Gene Ontology annotation, molecular function: ATP binding; nucleic acid binding.